Molecule: messenger RNA, 903 nt
Organism: Microthlaspi erraticum
Lineage: Eukaryota; Viridiplantae; Streptophyta; Magnoliopsida; Brassicales; Brassicaceae
Source: the annotation of a GenBank genome assembly
AUGGACAAGAUGGUGAGCAAGAUCAAAAGUUUGGAGAAGAAGGUUUCUGGUUCUUCAAGCAAGAAGAAGAAGUCCAAGGCCCCCACAUUCCUUAGGAGUAGAUCUCUCCUCACCACUCCAAGGAGGCUCCCUGCCCAAGAGCCUCACAGAGCCUCUUCUUUCGAGCCAAGGGAAGGAGAAGACAACACGCAGAGAAGGAGGAAGACUUCCAAGGCCAGACGCUCCAGCUCGACCACCGGACUCGAUCGAGUCCAAACAGAGGAAACUCAACUCGAUCGAGCUGACGGGGUCGAGUUGACCUGGAGGAGCCCCAUUGAGGAUCCGGAUUCGAGUACGAUCCAACGCCUACCAGGACUUCUCCCAGACCAACUGGACCCCUACAACAGCUUCGAGCAAGCCAGCUCCUCCAAGGCCAAGGGAGCCACACACACUUUGAAUGAAGAAGAGGAAGAAGAGGAGCCGCAAGCUCGAUCGAGUGAGGUGAACCCAGUCGAGUGGAGUGCUCCUGAUGGUCAACCCAGUCAAGCCGUGUACCAUCUCAUUGCUGCUAAGUUUGGGGGUGCCAACUCGAGCUCGAUCGAGUUGGGUGUAAAAACCAGAAAAGUGGAAAAAUUGGGAAAAACCCAAGUUGAGGGUCGAGUUGACCUGGAGGAUCCCCUGUUUGAGAACCCUGGCCCACAGCCGGCGGAACGCACUCGGCCGGACAGGAAGGGUAUUGGCUUCGCUCGGCCUUCUCCAGGACCGCACCGUCCGACCCGGGAGGCAAUGGACCACGAUCGACCGAGAUCAUCACAUCACGGCCGACCAGACCGUGCGACCCGGGAAGCAAAGAACCGCGCUCGACCCGAUCUCCGCGAACAAGAAGCCCACUUAUGCAGUUUUGACUUUUCUCAGCCCAAUUAA